This is a messenger RNA of Amyelois transitella, 5395 nucleotides long. RefSeq names its product fibrillin-1. NCBI's taxonomy places the organism in Eukaryota, Metazoa, Arthropoda, Insecta, Lepidoptera, Pyralidae. The transcript is spliced from 28 exons. Gene Ontology annotation, molecular function: calcium ion binding. The coding region runs from base 156 to 4424 and encodes 1422 amino acids. The record is from RefSeq and is a predicted model, not a curated record.
AUAGAUUGCGCUGCGCACGCGUCGGCGGCUGACUCCUGCGCUCAAAGGAUCUAUGGAUCGUUCCUAAUUUAAAAAUACCUUUCGCGCAUCCUAUCCCGCUCUAAUGGGCGUGUGUGACAAGGACACCCUACUGUCAUAGUGAAUUGUUUGUGAUAAUGUGGUUUUCAGUGAUUGUUUUAUUUGUGUUUAUUUACCGGGAUGUGUGUGCUGAUCCUAUGACCCUCGGCGAGGACGUUAUCCAGCUGUGCUGCAACCAAGGCACCAGAUACGCCAGGAACCACACGAAAGAAGAAUGCUCGUCUUCCAUACACCCAGAUGUGCCGUCAAAUUACGUAUUGUACUGUAUAUAUGCUAUGGACAAGUGCUGUGGCAGUUACCACGAGAAAAAGAGAGAGUGCGACUCUGCGAUUGAUAUAGCAUCCAGUUCCAACAGCUGUGAUAGCGCUUCACCUUCAUUACGAAGAUGCUGUGAAGAAUGCCUUCGAGGAUCUUCAGCCGGCAACCGUGACGAAGCAGAAUGCGAAGCUACUGUCUCCGGAGACAGUGCUGAGGAGUUGCUCCCAGCUGAAGCGUUCACCAAAUGUUGUAAGAAGGCUGUUAGAGAGAAGACACAUGAUAAAUAUAUAGCAUCGGCGCCUGAUGCUGUAGCCUUGUCAAGACCUACCGAAGCUAUCCCAUCCAUUUGCGAGGACUACGCCCCGAACGAGCUGUGUGCCCACCACUGCAUCCCCGUGCCAGGGUCCUAUAAAUGUGAAUGUAACCCUGGGUUCAUGCUGAUGUCAGACGGGAGAAAUUGUAUUGAGGUUGUGAAGAAUCGUUGUAAACCAAGGAAUCCCUGCCAACACAAAUGUAACGACAAUGGAAUCGAAGUCAAAUGCUCUUGCAGAAGGGGAUACGAGCUGAUGCCUGAUGGAAAGUCAUGCCAAGAUAUGGACGAGUGUCUCCUGAACCCACCAGUCUGUCACCCUGACGAUGAGUGCGUCAAUGUGAAAGGCUCCUACAAAUGUAUACCGCCAAAGAAGAACGUCACCAUGGAAAAAGGACUCUGUCCACCCGGCUUUGCGAAGAACAUAAAAAACAGCGCUUGUGAUGAUAUCAACGAAUGUGCUUUACCACACCCGCCGUGCCCUUCGUACCUUUGUCAGAACACGAUCGGGGCAUACAAAUGUGGGGGGGUGACGGGGAAUCCCAUCAACCUGUCCAGCACCACGAGGACGCCAGUGGAAGACAGAUGCCCGCCAGGUUUCAGAGCUGGCAUCAAUGAAGAGUGCGAGGAUGUAGACGAAUGUGCAGUUCAGAAACACGACUGCAACACAAUUUCUCAGUUCUGUAUCAACACCCGGGGAUCCUUCUACUGCCAGGACAAAGCCUCCAAGCAUUGCCCGCCUGGGUUCAAAAUUGAUACCAGGACAAAUAAAUGCGAAGAUAUCGACGAAUGCGAGGAUAGCACAGACAUUUGCCGACCAGACCAAGUCUGCGUGAAUCAACUUGGACAAUACGAUUGCAAGUCAAGAUUUGAUGAGAUGAAAAACGGUAAAUGUCCGGAUGGAAUGAGAAAAAAGCCGGGGAGUACAAUAUGCGAAGAUAUCGAUGAAUGCGUGGAAGGCACCCACCUAUGUGAUCUCCAUCAGAUUUGUUUGAACACUAAUGGAAGCCAUGAAUGUCAUUGUAAGCUCGGCUUCGAGUUGGAUAUCACGACUGGCGCGUGUAUGGAUGUGAACGAGUGUGCAACAGGCCAACACAACUGCAUCCCAGAGUCCCAACGCUGCGACAACACCGUGGGUUCCUACCUCUGUGUCAGGUUCCUGUCGUGUGGCACCGGCUAUAUUUUGCAUCAUGCCACUGGUGUUUGCGAAGAUAUUGAUGAAUGCUCGCUUGGUACUCAUAACUGCGCCAGAGCAGGAUCGCAAUACAGUUGUGUUAAUAUACCAGGAUCAUUCAGAUGUGUCAGAAAACGAUCUUCCACAACAACUACCACGCCUCUGCCGGAGUAUGAAUAUGAAUACUAUGAUUCUGAGGAAGAAGUAAAUGAAACAAAUUCCGCGUCUUCACCAAAGCCUGAUGAAGUGAAACCAACGUCAAGCACAUCAGAAACACCAACUCCUCCACCACAAACUACAUCAUCAACAAAGAUCUCAGAACCCGCUCCAACACCAGAACAACCUAAAUUAGUAAUUCUUGAAAGAGAACCAGAAAGCCCAGAUGAUAGGACAAAUGAAAUCAUUCCCCCUCAACCUAAAGAUGAGAAUACUUCACCCAAUUAUGAACAAAAGCAAGAAACUACUCCAACUCAAACAAUAGUGCAAGAACCAGAAAGGCCUGAAACUACAACCCAACCAACCCCAGAAGAAAGGCCGAAUCAAUUUGACCCUAACAAAAACGAGGAACCAGAUCAAACAAGACCUAACGAACCAUACCCUUCACCGCCAAAUCCCAUUGAACCUUCACCAAAUAAUGGUCCAAGAACUGAAACAGGUUCUCAACCAACAGAAACAGAAAAUAGAUCAACUACACCUAAAAUAGUUGAUGUUCGCGUUGGUGAAAAGACUGCAGAAGUAGAUGGAACUGUCACUAAAGAUGGAGCUGUCGUUGUUGAUACGAACAAUGUGCCCAAGAACGAAUGGACCAAAAUUAAUGAGAAACCUAUCACGUGUCAAUACGGAUUUGAGCUCAAUGACUUCGGUGCAUGUUUCGACAUCGACGAAUGUGCGACAAACCGUCAUAGCUGCUCCGGCCUAACUGAAGUCUGCAUUAACACCAUGGGUGGCUACGUCUGUGAAUGUGCCGAUGGAUUCCGCCGAGACCUCAUCACUGGAGCCUGUGACGUCAUACCGUUACCGACGACUACAUCUUCAACUACAACAAGUACUUCACCACCGACUACAAGUUCCACAACGGAGCCACCUAAAUAUUUCUGGGGUUAUCCCGACUAUCGUCCCAGGAUCACGAGACCCUUCAGGCCUCGCUACUUGUGUGACGUUGGGUACCACCAUAAUUCGCAGACUGGGAAAUGCGAAGAUAUAAACGAAUGUGUGAACGGACAAGCCAACUGUGCAGCGAUUGAGAUUUGUGUGAACACCGAUGGGGGGUACCGGUGUGAUUGUCCACCUAACUGGAGACUGGACGAGGUCAGGCAGAGAUGUGUGCAAAUACGGAACACCACUAUGUUCCCGCCUGGAUAUGCCAAUGAACGGGAAUAUCCACCGACGAAUCCAGAAGAAACGAUAAGUCAUGGCGCUAUUGGUCAUCAGUUUGUAGAACCUGAAAUACACCAAGUGGAAGACAGGGGGUCGGUCAUCAAGUGUCCCUGGGGAUACAGACUGGGUGACGAUAACACGUGUGAAGAUAUAGACGAAUGCGCCACUGGUAUCGCCACGUGUGGUCCCCUGCAGAUUUGCACCAACUCGCCUGGUGGGUACUCCUGCAGCUGCCUCAAGGGUCACAAGCUGGUGGGAGACCACGAGUGUGUGGACGUGGAUGAGUGUCAGAUGGCUGGCAGCGUGCCAAUCUGUUCUCAAAACGCGGACUGCAUCAACACGGUUGGGUCAUACAAAUGCAAAUGUCACUCUGGAUUCAGAUCGGCACCGGUUAAUGAAAUGAUAUGCGUUGACGUGGACGAGUGUGAGGAAUCCAGGUCCGGAACCCUUUGCCAACAACAAUGCAACAACGUCUGGGGAACCUAUAGAUGCUCCUGCCAUAGAGGUUAUAGACUCAAUGCAGAUAAUAGAACCUGUUCCGAUGUGGACGAGUGUGAAGAGUUCAAAUCGAAGAUGCUGUGCGUUGGGCGCUGCCUGAAUGAGCCAGGAAGCUAUCGCUGUAGUUGCCCACCAGGGUACAGACUCGCUGAAGACAAGAGAAGUUGUAUCGAUAUCGAUGAAUGCGAAACUGGCGAAGCUCCUUGUGCCAGAGGCGGCUCCUACGGCAGCACCAGCGAUAUAUGUCAGAACACUAGAGGAAGUUACCGCUGCCAUCGUAUCGUUUGUCCUAAGGGAUAUUCAUUAGAAAACAAAAAUCGUUGCACGAGAACAGAGAAGCAUUGCCCCCACAACGACUGGGAUUGCUCCCAUCAGCCCCACACCUACUCUUACAAUUACAUCACCUUCGUCUCCAACCUAUACAUACCUGAGUCUAAGGUGGAUCUAUUCACGAUGCGAGGACCAUCCAAAUUGCCCAACGCUCAGAUGAAUUUCCAGCUCAAGCUCAUAGAUGUAAUAGCGCCACCGUCAGUCAAGGAAAAGGCAGACAUUAAUUACUUUUUAUUGGUGAAACAAAACGCUUACCAGGUAGCAGUGUCUCUGGUUCAACCGCUCAUGGGCCCACAAAGUAUAGAGCUGGAAUUGUCUAUGGAAUUAUACAGCCGGGAACAUUUCGAGGGUAUAGCGGUCGCGAAGUUGUUCAUACAUGUUUCAGAAUAUGAGUUUUAGAGCGCAGCAUAAAUAAUAAGAGCGUUUUUAUAUUUGAAUAAUACGUUUGAAAAUAAACAGAAACAGCCAAUAAUGGGCGUGCGAUAUUUAUUUUGAAGUCACACCAUUCACCGUAACGACGACGUUUUGCCGAAAAGUGUUUUUUAUAUCUCUAUUUACUCAAGGUCCCAACAUAACCUAAUUAUGUCAAACAGGACUUAAUUUACUGACUAUUUUAAUUCAAAUUUACUUAAAUAUUAUGUGGAACUAAAAAAUUUUUCGCUGAAAUUUCCUUUCGGUGAAAAGUGGUAAACUUUAGACCUGCAAUAGCAAAACUCGGCCACUCUUAUUAUUUGACGUUGAUUUUCAAAAGAUAGCGGCCAUAUUUGAGGUAGAUAUUAAAAGGUUUUCUGUUUAUUUUCAGCAAUUAUUUUACAUCAAACAUCUAUAAAUUUAUGUCAUAACAAUUUUUGUUUUUAAUAUAAUGUUUAAUACAUUAUAUUAAAAACAAAAAUUACUACUGUUCACGAUUAUUUCGACAUUUUACAAAAUGUUUAAAAAACGUAUUAUCUUACGGUUGUGAGUGGCUGUACUUAAAUGCUUUUUAAACAAUAAUAAAGAUUUUUAAGAAGUUUUUAUACAUUGAAUUUUUUUUAAUUGUUAUUGCCAUUUUAAUUUUCUCCAAAUUUUCAAUACAAGGUUUAUUUGUAAGUUAAAUAUUUGCAAGCUGUUUCUUGAAUUAAUUUGCUUCAACUUCCAGUAUUAUUACAAAAAUAUCAUGUAGUUUAAGACAUAAAGUUAAUUUAAGUGCAUAAUGUAUCUAGAAUCGUGCCAUAUUCAUUGUAAAUAAGAAAUUUAUUGUUAAUAGAAUGUUGUAAUUACACGUACCUAUUAUAGUUAUCCUGUAAUUUUAUCUGUCUACAACUGAAUAAUCGUGUAUUUUUGAUGAUUCAAAUACAAAAAUUAAACAAAUAUUAUAUAUAUCUAAUUAU